This is a messenger RNA of Calliphora vicina (urban bluebottle blowfly), 1578 nucleotides long. RefSeq lists its product as uncharacterized. The transcript is spliced from 4 exons. The coding region runs from base 193 to 1455 and encodes 420 amino acids. The record is from RefSeq and is a predicted model, not a curated record. NCBI's taxonomy places the organism in Eukaryota, Metazoa, Arthropoda, Insecta, Diptera, Calliphoridae.
ACGUUAAUCUCUAUCAAUCUGAAUAUUGAGGGUCUUGCAUCAAGUCUUCAAGUAAAUCCAGUUCAACAAGGAAGAAUUGCAAAUCAUUUCAAAGACUUGCGAAAACAAACUGUGGGCAAUUACGAUAAAAUUUAUAGAAAUAUCAGAAAGGUGUUAAAUCAAAAUGACGAGAAAAUAAGACAUGGUAAAGAAAUGCCUAAAGUCAAUAAACGUUUGUUUGCACGAGAAAAUUUGAAUCAUGAAUACAAUGGGAAACAUAAUAAUAUCAAUUAUAAAUUUUCGUUGCUUGGAGAGGAUGAAAAUCUGAAUGAUCGCUGUAGUACUAAUGAAAAAUUAAAUGAUGAUUUAAAUAAACACUAUUUAAAUGAAAUAGAUUUUCUUAGCAACCAUUACGUUUCUUCCCAUAAUUACAACAAUAGGGAAAAUUAUAUAAAUCCAGAUAAGGAUUUAUUAGCACCGAAAAUGACACAUUCGAAUGCACUAAUUUACCGACGAGAAGUUCCAGGUAAUGGUGACAAUAAUAUAAAUUUGGAAAACAUUUCAUUGUACCCCUCAGUGUUAACUAAAACCUUACAAAUAAGUUUAAAUCCCUCUGCCCCAACCAAUACAGGAGGAGGUCUUUUGAACAAUGUUGCACAAAAACUAAACACUAGUACAUUCGAUUUAGCCGACAAAUUAACUAGAUCACAAAAUGGUCAAAAUAAUGAGCAAUUUGCACAAAUGGUUCAAAGUUACUUGACAAAUAGUGCAACAUCCAGUUCCAUUAAAGCACUGAAUCGGCCAAUAAUACCAACUGUUGAAAAUCCAAAAGCAAAUUUACAAACACCUUCUGAACAAAAUUUUAAUAACAAUCGGGAAUAUCUGGAAAAUAAAGAACAUUUUGAGGACAUUACAAUAUCAAGUUUAACAGCAAUUUUAGAUCGUGUCCUAAAUAAAUUGGAAAGUCUACAUGAUGGUAAAAAGAAUGAUUAUGACGAUCAUCCAGAUGGAGCUGCCUGUGAUAUUGUAGGUUCUUGGAGUUCAACAACAUUGGGUUUAUGUUUUGAUAUUCAGUUGCAAAAAGACAAAUUUCGUUAUAUUUCACCAGCUGAAAUUAAUAAUAAGAUUUUAACUAUUGGUGUUGUUGAAUGUACUCCAGCAAAACACCAUCAAGUUAUUGAUUUAAAUUGGAAAUUCACUGGUAGUGCCCUAAAACAAUGGGGUGGUUUAUUUCAUGUAUAUGGCCAAAAGAGAAGUGAAAGUGUUGCUGCAACAUUUUUGGGUUUUUGUCGCACUUGUGGUGGUAUUGAUACAAUUUUUGGUUCUUGGAAUUUUUUGUCACCCUCUAAGGAUUGCAACGAUAUAUCCUUGGCCUUUGAGGUAAAACGCGAUGUUUUAAGACGAGUUCGUAUGGAAAUGAAAAGAAAAGAACGUUUUAAGGAUUUACUUUACCGAAGUCGUCAUGGCAAAACUUAAGGUUAUUUGGAAGUAGACAAAGUAUUUUGUUCAUAUUCAUUUAUAUUUGUUAUAUUUACUGCAAUGUAAUCGUUAUAUUUAAAUAUCAAAAAUAACAGAUUUUUAUAUUUUGUAUCGGUGUUG